Messenger RNA from Acipenser ruthenus (sterlet), 1410 nucleotides. Its product is annotated as trace amine-associated receptor 1-like. Gene Ontology annotation, cellular component: membrane. The transcript has a single exon. Gene Ontology annotation, biological process: G protein-coupled receptor signaling pathway. Gene Ontology annotation, molecular function: trace-amine receptor activity. NCBI's taxonomy places the organism in Eukaryota, Metazoa, Chordata, Actinopteri, Acipenseriformes, Acipenseridae. The record is from RefSeq and is a predicted model, not a curated record. The coding region runs from base 30 to 1070 and encodes 346 amino acids.
AGCAUCCAGACUCCAGGCUGGACAUAGAGAUGGAUUUCAGUCAAAGCAGGAUCAAUGAAAGCACACAGUUCUGUUAUGAAUCAGUGAGUGGUUCAUGUCCUAAACCAAUCAUUUCUAUCAGUAUGCGUGUUGCAAAGUACAUAUUCCUGGUGACAGCAAUAGCAUUAACUGUUUGUGGAAACCUGUUUGUCAUAAUCUCCAUAGCACAUUUCAAGCAGCUUCACACACCCACAAAUUAUCUCACCCUCUCUCUGGCAGUAGCUGACUUCCUUCUGGGAGGAUUUAUUAUGCCCCCCAGCAUGAUCAGAUCCGUUGAAAGUUGCUGGUAUUUUGGAGACUUUUUUUGUAAAGUUCAUACCAGUACUGAUAUAAUGCUUUCCACAGCUUCCAUUUUGCACCUGUCCUUCAUUUCAAUUGACCGAUACUAUGCCGUGUGUUAUCCUUUGAGGUACAAAACUACAAUUACUGUAUUUGUCACACUUAACAUGAUUUUCAUUAGCUGGACUGUGUCAGCCAUUGUUGGAUUUGGAAUGGUAUUUCUAGGGUUAAAUAUACAAGGUAUAGAGGAUUUCUAUUACAAGAACUUUGACUGUGUAGGUGGUUGCAUUCUGAUACAAAGUGAAGCAUCAAGUAUGGUUUCCUCUUUCCUCUCCUUUUACAUUCCAGGACUUAUAAUGAUAGGCAUUUAUCUGAAAAUAUUCCUUGUGGCAAGACGACAGGCCAGGUCAAUUAGAGAUACAGAACAACAAAGACAAAACACUGAAGAAAAGAAAAAUACAACAGCAAAUAAGAGAGAGAGAAAAGCUGCAAAGACACUAGGGACAGUGAUGGGGGUCUUUCUCAUAUCUUGGUUACCAUUUUUCUUGUUCAACAUAAUGGAUCCAUUUUUUAAUUACUCAACUCCACCCCUUUUAGUAGAUGCACUGGUCUGGUUUGGUUAUUUGAACUCAACAUUGAACCCCUUUGUCUAUGCUUUCUUUUAUAGCUGGUUCAGAAAAGCGCUCAGAAUUAUUGCGCUUGGCAAAGUCUUUCAAAACGGUUCUUCAAGAACAAAACUUUUUGACGAGUAAUAUUAAUUCAUUUUUACCUUUACAUAGUUAACAGCACUAAAUGUUAAAUAAUUGUGCCAUUUUUAAUAAUCAGUUACACCUUGAGAUUUUUAAACUGCUGUGAUAAAGAAUUAUAUUGUAGUAAUUAAAAUUAAAAUAAACAAAUUAGUAAUUAAAGAAAAUAAAUCUGUAUCACACUACCAAAGGAUUAACAUCAAAAAUGAAAUUACAGUAAACCCUGUAUUACUGGUCACCCAGACUAAACAGUCAUGAUGUACACUUAGCCACUAACCCUGAAGCAUCUUCCAAAUCAAAUCUAAACUGAGUCCUAUUACAUUUUUUUCAGAUAAUUUCCUUAGCU